GAAAUCCAUACUCCGAAGAAAAAAGACAAAACAGAAUAGAUAGACCCCGAGAGAGCGAGCGAGCGAGUCGAGCGAGCGAGCUUCCGAAUCCUCCGAUGCCAAAGAACGUUCCGUAUAUCUGUCUCGAUCCCUCUCAUUCCUGAUCCUUCUCGUGCUUCCAAGAACCGAGUACGAGAAUUGCCGAUCGCCGACGAUGGUCCUCCGAUCCCCUCGGGCCUCUCCUCUCCAUAUCCGGCGAGACGAGAUCUCAGCGGAGCAUUUUGGUUUGAUCCGAGAUAGGGAUUAGGGUAGGGGGAUGGAGAUGUUGGGUUGGGAGUUAGAGGAGUGAGGGAGGGUGGGAAGAGGGUUCUUGUUCUCUUUUGUGAUGGGGAAUAAGAUCGGGAGGAGGAGGCCGGUGGUGGAUGAGAAGUACACGAGGCCGCAGGGUCUUUACCAGCAUCGAGACGUCGAUCACAAGAAGCUCAGGAAGCUCAUUCUCGAGUCCAAGCUGGCGCCUUGCUACCCUGGGGACGAGGAGAGCAGUCUCGAUCUUGAGGAGUGUCCUAUCUGCUUUCUGUAUUAUCCGAGUCUAAAUCGCUCAAGAUGUUGUAUGAAAGGCAUAUGUACAGAGUGUUUUCUCCAGAUGAAGCCACCUCAUUCUACUCGCCAAACACAGUGUCCCUUUUGCAAAACCUCGAACUAUGCUGUGGAAUAUCGAGGUGCUAGGUCAAAAGAGGAAAAGGGCUUGGAGCAAGUUGAAGAACAGAGGGUUAUAGAAGCACAAAUAAGGAUGCAGCAGCAAGAACUUCAGGAUGAAGAGGAAAGAAUUCAAAAGAGAAAAGAUGCAAGUUCAUCAAGCAGGAUAAUGGCUGCAGAAGUAGAAUAUCAUGAUACAUCAAAUAGCUUGCUUUCAGUGCCCUCUUUGAGAUACCCAACACAAACUGAUGGAUACGUUCCUUCUCAAGGCUCAUUUACUGUGCCAGCAAGCAGACAACCGUCACACACAAGGCAAAGCAGGGAAGAUAACUUUGACAUGGAUCUUGAAGACAUAAUGGUCAUGGAAGCCAUAUGGCUUUCUAUUCAGGAGAGAGGAGGCCCAAGAAAUCUAGCUUCUGGCCACAGAUUAUCAGGAGAUUGCCAUGAUUCCCAUCCAGUAGUUCGAACAGAAGCAUCACCCACUGGUGGCCUUGCAUGUGCAGUUGCUGCAAUGGCCGAGUGUCAGCACAUGAACAGGGAUUCUACUUUUUUGGCCGGAAGCAGUGCCCCAGUUUUCAGCACAUCAAGGCAGCUGAGCAGCUUACAUGUGGGAGAUGACAGGAUUGUGGAGAACUAUCACUCUGAGAAGUGGCCUGAUGUGUCAUCAAACUGUAGGAGGACGAUAGCAAGGGAGGAUGGUGAUUGGGCAAUGGACCACAGGUCAGAUUUGGCAGAGGCAGGGACCAGCUUCGCCAACUCUGCUGUUGCAGUGGAUGCAGGAGCUGCACUUUCCGAAGGUGCUACUAUGGCUGCAGGCCACCUCCCUCCCGAGAGUUUUGAGGAGCAAAUGAUGCUGGCUAUGGCUGUUUCACUAGCAGAGGCUCGAGCAAGGACACACCCACAAGGACUGAGCUGGAUGUAGUGUUUGCUUGGCCUUACGAAUUUGCCUUCUUUUCACACUAUUCCUUGAGUAAGCUCAUUGUUUUUUUUUGCUUUUCUUUCUUUCCCCUUCUAGAUAGUUGAAUUUUCUUAACCCAGGUACUGUGAUUUUCAUUAUACGUGGCUUUCACAUAUGUAUGUAAAAAAGGUUCAGGUAGGGAGGGGAUAAAUGUGGAGAAUUGGACCGAUGUUGGAUAGACAGGAAAAUUUGAGUUUACCGGCUAAUGCAAUGCGGAAUAAUUUAUUGCAUCCUUUAA
This is a messenger RNA of Elaeis guineensis (African oil palm), 1871 nucleotides long. Its product is annotated as E3 ubiquitin-protein ligase GW2. The record is from RefSeq and is a predicted model, not a curated record. NCBI's taxonomy places the organism in Eukaryota, Viridiplantae, Streptophyta, Magnoliopsida, Arecales, Arecaceae. Gene Ontology annotation, cellular component: cytoplasm.